This is a messenger RNA of Myodes glareolus (Bank vole), 946 nucleotides long. It is a transcript of the gene Or5i1, whose product is annotated as olfactory receptor family 5 subfamily I member 1. The record is from RefSeq and is a predicted model, not a curated record. NCBI's taxonomy places the organism in Eukaryota, Metazoa, Chordata, Mammalia, Rodentia, Cricetidae. Gene Ontology annotation, cellular component: membrane. Gene Ontology annotation, biological process: G protein-coupled receptor signaling pathway. Gene Ontology annotation, molecular function: olfactory receptor activity; G protein-coupled receptor activity.
CAUGGAGUUUACAAUUGAAAACUAUACUUUGGUCACUGAAUUCAUCUUGUUAGGUUUUCCAACAAGACCUGCACUCCAGGUUGUUUUAUUCCUUGUGUUUCUGACAUUGUAUGGGAUGAUUUUAACAGGGAAUAUUGGCUUGAUGUUGUUAAUUAGGACAGACCCACACCUUCAAACCCCUAUGUACUUCUUCCUUAGCAACCUUUCCUUUGUAGACCUGUGCUAUUCCUCAGUAAUUGUUCCCAACAUGCUAGUCAAUUUCCUCUCAGCAAAAAAAUCUAUUUCUUACAUUGGCUGUGCUCUCCAGUUUUAUUUCUUUUGUACGUUUGCGGAUACUGAGUCCUUUAUCCUGGCUGCCAUGGCCUAUGAUCGCUACGUUGCCAUCUGCAAUCCUUUGCUGUACACAGUUGCAAUGUCCCGGAACCUGUGCAUAUGGUUGGUCGUGCUGUCAUAUGUUGGUGGCAACAUGAGUUCCCUGGUGCACACAUCUUUCGCCUUUAUUCUAAAAUAUUGCGACAAAAAUGUCAUCAAUCAUUUCUUCUGUGACCUCCCUCCUCUGCUGAAGCUUUCCUGCACGGACACGUCCAUUAACGAAUGGCUGCUUUCCACAUAUGGGAGUUCUGUGGAGGUCAUCUGCUUCAUCGUCAUCAUCGUCUCCUACUUCUUCAUCCUUCUCUCCGUCUUGAAGAUCCGCUCUACAAGUGGGAGGAAGAAAACUUUCUCCACCUGUGCCUCUCACCUCACCUCCGUGGCCAUCUACCAGGGCACGCUGCUCUUCAUUUAUUCUCGGCCCAGCUCCCUCUAUUCCCCCAGUACUGAUAAAAUCAUCUCAGUAUUCUACACCAUCAUCAUUCCAGUACUCAACCCACUGAUUUACAGUUUGAGAAAUAAAGAUGUAAAAGAUGCCACCAAGAAAAUUCUAAAAUUUAAGGUACGAUCUCAAUGA